AUGAAUAGUACUAGACUACGUCACAUUGAAAAUGCAUUAAAUAAUUUUAAUUUUAUUUCUCCUUUGGAUAUUUAUAUGCGUUUAUAUUUUAAAAGUAAUAACAUAAAGAAAAAGGACAAACCUUAUAUUUCAGAACAUGUUUAUAAUAUAAUAAAGAAUAAAACUUUAUUAUCAUAUUUAUCUUCUCCUAUUUCAUUAUAUACCAAUAUAAUUAAAACUUAUUUUUCAUCUGACAAAUGGAAAUAUGAAAUGAACAACGAGAGAAUCCCUGCACAUGUAAGAUACUCCUUCCCAAAAGAAUUAUAUGAUCAGUUAGUAAACUGCUACGGUGAAAAAAGAACUAUAACCUUAAUGUCUAUUUUGAACGAAAAAGCACCAAUUUUUUUACGAGUUAACAGUCAAAAAAUAUCAAGAAAUGAGUUGUAUAAAAUUUUAAUGAGCAAAGGAAUAUCAGUUGAAAAAUGUGUAAAUUCUCAACAUGGAUUACUACUUACAAAAAACCAAAUAUUGAAAAAUAUUCAUGAAUACAAAAAAGGAUAUUUUGAAAUUCAAGAUGAAGCUAGUCAAAUAGUUAGCUCUAAAAUACCUGUAAAGCCAGGCUAUAAAGUACUUGAUUAUUGCGCGGGUUCAGGUGGAAAAACGUUAGCUUUUUCAAAUUAUAUGGAAAAUACUGGGAAAAUAUAUUUACAUGAUAUAAGAGAUAAGAUGCUAUCACAAGCAAAAAUUAGAUUAAGAAGAGCUGGAAUCCAAAAUUACAUUCUUUUAAAUUCUAAUCACAUUUUAUUAAAAAAAUUAUUUGGAUAUAUGGAUACAGUAAUUGUUGAUGCACCUUGUACAGGUACGGGUGCAUUAAGAAGAAAUCCAGAAAUGAAAUAUAAAUUUACAAAUGAUAAAUUGUAUGAUUAUGUAAAUUUACAAAGACAGAUUUUUGAAAAAGCCUUGCUUUACCUUAAAAAAAAUGGAAAAAUUGUAUAUAUAACAUGUAGUAUAUUAGAUGCUGAAAAUGUUCAUCAAGCUAAAUAUUUUUGUCAAAAACAUAAUUUAUAUUUAUCUGAACCACCGUUUCAUUCACUACCUCAAUCAAAAUCAAUGGAUGGUUUUUUUUUAGCAAUUUUUGAAAGAAAAGAGUGA
Plasmodium gallinaceum is the source of this 1131-nucleotide messenger RNA. RefSeq names its product sun-family protein, putative. Gene Ontology annotation, cellular component: nucleolus. The transcript has 2 exons. The record is from RefSeq and is a predicted model, not a curated record. Gene Ontology annotation, molecular function: rRNA (cytosine-C5-)-methyltransferase activity. The coding region runs from base 1 to 1131 and encodes 376 amino acids. NCBI's taxonomy places the organism in Eukaryota, Apicomplexa, Aconoidasida, Haemosporida, Plasmodiidae. Gene Ontology annotation, biological process: maturation of LSU-rRNA; rRNA base methylation.